Molecule: messenger RNA, 330 nt
Organism: Rangifer tarandus platyrhynchus (Svalbard reindeer)
Lineage: Eukaryota; Metazoa; Chordata; Mammalia; Artiodactyla; Cervidae
Source: the annotation of a GenBank genome assembly
AUGACUGAAUUCUGCUGCUUCUCUGCUCCCAUCCACUCAUGCCCAGGUGGGCCUGGAGUCAAGACAGGUGGGCUGGAGAGGGAGGCCAGAGUCAGAGGGGCCUCAGGGUGGUGUGACGCCACUGAAUCUGUGUGUCCCUGGAGAGGAGCUGGCUUCCCGGGACCACCUCCCUGCGGUGAGGAGCUGCCUGGCCCGUGCCAGUGGGAGGAACGGGGCACCUUUGGGCUGCUGGCUGUGGACGGUGGGUUGAGCAGAGAGCCUGAUGCUGGGGAUACUGCCUUGGGAGAGGGCAGCCCCGAGGAGGGGUAUCUGGUACUUUUAGUUUCCUAA